Messenger RNA from Xenopus tropicalis (tropical clawed frog), 1721 nucleotides. It is a transcript of the gene atp5f1b, whose product is annotated as ATP synthase F1 subunit beta. Gene Ontology annotation, biological process: proton motive force-driven ATP synthesis; ATP metabolic process; proton transmembrane transport. The record is from RefSeq and is marked provisional. NCBI's taxonomy places the organism in Eukaryota, Metazoa, Chordata, Amphibia, Anura, Pipidae. Gene Ontology annotation, cellular component: proton-transporting ATP synthase complex; mitochondrion; membrane. Gene Ontology annotation, molecular function: proton-transporting ATP synthase activity, rotational mechanism; ATP binding.
CGCCGCCAUGUUAGGGGCUGUAGGACGUUGUUCUGCGGGGGCACUGCGGGCUCUAAAGCCAGCAUCUAACCCAGUUCAGCUCGGGCAGAACCUUCUCAGAUGUUCCCCUGCAGCGCUGCACUCCCGGAGAGAUUAUGCAGCUCAGACUUCCGCAGCAGCCAAGCCUGGAACAGCAGUCGGCCGCAUUGUGGCAGUCAUUGGUGCUGUUGUUGAUGUCCAGUUUGAUGAAGGCCUCCCACCUAUCCUGAAUGCCCUGGAGGUCCAGGGCAGAGACACCAGGCUUGUGCUGGAAGUUGCACAGCAUCUGGGUGAAAACACUGUCCGAACAAUUGCUAUGGAUGGCACAGAAGGUUUGGUCAGAGGGCAGAAAGUCCUUGAUGCUGGCACACCAAUCAGAAUUCCUGUUGGUCCUGAGACCCUUGGAAGAAUCAUGAAUGUAAUUGGUGAACCCAUUGAUGAAAGAGGGCCUAUUACUACCAAACAGUUUGCAGCCAUCCAUGCAGAAGCCCCAGAGUUUGUGGAGAUGAGCGUUGAGCAGGAAAUCUUGGUUACUGGCAUUAAAGUUGUAGAUCUGCUGGCACCCUAUGCCAAAGGAGGAAAAAUUGGUCUGUUUGGUGGUGCAGGAGUAGGUAAAACUGUGCUAAUUAUGGAGCUGAUCAACAAUGUAGCCAAAGCUCAUGGUGGUUACUCUGUGUUUGCUGGAGUUGGAGAGCGUACACGUGAAGGAAAUGAUUUGUAUCAUGAAAUGAUUGAAUCUGGAGUAAUCAACUUGAAGGAUACAACCUCAAAGGUCGCACUGGUAUAUGGGCAGAUGAACGAGCCCCCAGGUGCCAGAGCUCGUGUUGCUUUGACUGGUCUGACUGUUGCUGAAUAUUUCAGAGAUCAAGAGGGACAAGAUGUGUUGCUUUUUAUUGACAACAUUUUCAGGUUUACCCAGGCUGGUUCAGAGGUGUCUGCCUUGCUGGGACGUAUCCCCUCUGCUGUCGGUUACCAGCCAACUCUGGCCACUGACAUGGGUACCAUGCAAGAGAGAAUUACAACUACAAAGAAAGGGUCAAUUACAUCUGUGCAGGCCAUUUAUGUACCUGCUGAUGACUUGACUGACCCAGCUCCUGCUACCACCUUUGCCCAUUUGGACGCUACUACAGUAUUGUCUCGUGCUAUUGCUGAGUUGGGUAUUUAUCCUGCUGUGGAUCCUCUGGACUCAACAUCUCGUAUCAUGGAUCCCAACAUUGUGGGGCUGGAACAUUAUGAGGUUGCUCGUGGUGUACAAAAAAUACUCCAGGACUAUAAAUCACUGCAGGAUAUCAUUGCCAUCUUGGGUAUGGAUGAGUUAUCAGAGGAAGACAAACUGACUGUAGCCCGUGCUCGCAAGAUCCAGCGUUUCCUCUCCCAACCUUUCCAAGUAGCUGAGGUCUUCACUGGACAUCUUGGUAAACUGGUCCCAUUAAAAGAUACCAUCAAGGGAUUCAAGCAGAUCCUCCACGGUGGAUAUGAUAAUCUUCCAGAACAGGCUUUCUACAUGGUAGGCCCGAUUGAAGAAGCUGUAACAAAGGCUGAAAAACUUGCAGAAGAGCACUCUUAAAGACUUAUUUCUAUUUUCCUCAUGCACUUCAAUGAAACCUUCAUCCUCAAAGUAACACUUAAUGCCUGUAUCUGUCUUGAGUUAUGUUGGCAAAGUGUAUUUAAAGUUUCCAAUAAAACAUCCAUGUAAAGACCAA